AUGUCCACCACACACUGUAGAUUUUAUGAGAAUAAGUACCCAGAAGUUGAUGAUGUUGUUAUGGUCAAUGUUCAGCAGAUUGCCGAAAUGGGGGCUUAUGUUAAAUUAUUAGAAUAUGAUAAUAUUGAAGGUAUGGUUCUAUUAAGUGAAUUAUCCAGAAGACGUAUUCGUUCCAUUCAAAAAUUGAUUCGUGUUGGUAAAAAUGAAGUUGUUGUUGUUUUACGUGUUGACAAAGAAAAGGGUUACAUCGAUUUGUCCAAAAGACGUGUCUCAUCUGAAGAUAUUAUCAAAUGUGAAGAGAGAUAUCAGAAGUCUAAAGCCGUUAACGCUAUUUUAAGACAAUGUGCUGAGAAAUACAAUAUUCCAUUGGAGACCCUAUAUGAAUCUAUUGCUUGGCCAUUAAGUCGAAAAUACGGACAUGCUUAUGAUGCUUUUAAAAUGUCUAUUACUGAUCCUAGUAUUUUAGAAACAGAGAUUAAAGCACCAAGUGUUGAGGUUUUAAAAGAUUUGCAAGCCCAGAUUGCUAGACGUCUAACCCCGCAAGCUGUUAAGAUCAGAUCUGAUGUGGAAGUUUCCUGUUUUGGCUAUGAAGGUAUCGAUGCAAUUAAAGAAGCUUUAAAGGCAGCAGAGGAUGUAUCAACUGAACAAAUGCAAAUAAAAGUAAAAUUGGUUGCCGCUCCAUUAUAUGUUUUAACCACACAAGCGUUGGAUAAAACUAAAGGUAUUGAGCACUUGGAAAAGGCCAUUAAUAAGAUUUCAGAAGUCAUCACAAAGUUUAACGGUGUUUGCAAUGUCACAAUGACUCCAAAGGCCGUUACUGCUACGGAAGAUGCCGAAUUGAAGGCAUUAUUGGAAAACAAAGAAUUGGAUGAUAGAAGUGAUUCUGAUGAAGAUGAGGAUGAAGAUGAUAACGAAUGA
Messenger RNA from Saccharomycodes ludwigii, 918 nucleotides. RefSeq names its product translation initiation factor eIF2 subunit alpha (gene SUI2). Gene Ontology annotation, molecular function: translation initiation factor activity; RNA binding; ribosome binding. NCBI's taxonomy places the organism in Eukaryota, Fungi, Ascomycota, Saccharomycetes, Saccharomycodales, Saccharomycodaceae. The coding region runs from base 1 to 918 and encodes 305 amino acids. The record is from RefSeq and is a predicted model, not a curated record. Gene Ontology annotation, cellular component: eukaryotic 48S preinitiation complex; eukaryotic translation initiation factor 2 complex; multi-eIF complex. The transcript has a single exon.